AAGGUACGUUUCUGUAUACAGAAACGUACCUGGGGUACAUAUCUGUAGUACCCGUGCCGACAACGACCCCUUCAGCCACAGUAACCAAUAUUCCGAGAUGCAGAGAUGCAGAAUACCACUCGCAAUCAGUUGAACGGGAAUAACUACAUACGGUUUAGAUUUUGGGUUGCAGAAUAUGGACUCAUCCCCCGUUUAGGGUACCGGAGAAAGACAGGAAUGGGGAUGUGUUGUGGACCUGGUCCUACCCAUCUGCAUCCCAGGAACAGAGGGAGAUGCUCCUUGACAAGUGCGGACUCAGCUCAGGGUCGCUUCAACCUCUACGCUUUAUCUAUUACCAAUGGCAACAGAAGUGGUACUACCUGCUGCACACAGACAUCGAUGGUCAAGCUGCCCUGCCAAAAGUGACAAAUGUUUCACUAGUGCUGGUGACAAGGGACUUCAACCCUGAGAAGUAUGAGCGACUAUGUGAGAUCUUGACCAAGCUGUACCGCGAGAAGGGCAGUCCAUCGGCCAUGUUGGAGGCUUACAUGGGUGUUGUGACGAGAGGAGUAUGGGCCACUGAUGAUAACGGGAAGUUCUCAGUCAAAGACUUUGGUAACAGAAAAGCCUAUGCCAAAAGCAGUGUUAAAAACGUAAUCCAGACGUUGGGCCUGGAGGCGAUACUUCUGUACACGGCCCUCAUGUUAAAGAAAAGAGUAGCAAUAUACUUCCCGCCACAUUCCCUGGCUGAUCUGCUAGAGUUCACAAGAUCACUGCCUGCUUUGGUUUGGCACCGACAGAAUUGGAGUGUUGUAUAUCCUCACGUCUCUCUCGCUACCAGCGAGCUGGAGGGUCUGAAGUCGGUCAGCCAUUAUGUUGCAGGAUUCACAGAAGCUGAAGUUGAGGGGAGACCAGAUCUGUAUGAUGUGUUUGUGAAUGGUCCUGCUGGACAAGUAACUGUAGCGUCUCAUGCUAAAGAUGCCCUGGCCAUGGGGAAACUCCACAAGGAUAUAGCACUUCUGAUGGUUCAAGGAGCUGAAUCAGCUGACACGACAGAUGAGGACAUGAUAAAGGAGGUGGCUGGAAAAACAAAGGAGCUGUUGAACAACCUCCGGUCUCUGGCUUCCGACGAGGGAGGCGGGCGACUCACGCUGAGUCUGGACACCCUCAAACAACGCAAGAUGCCUCCGGCUACUGAAAACUUCCUGUUCAGCUUGGCGGCAUGUGAAGGACUAGUCAAGUUCUAACUGGGAGGUCCGACAACUGCUUCCCAAAGUAUCCCAGUGUAGAAAUACAUCUGCAGCAUUCAUCACUGAACACAAAUCGGGAUUAACUGACAUACCAUUCUGCAGUCAACGUUGUACAUACGUGUAUGAGUAAUUGUCACCCAGUGUUCAUGUGACAGCUAAUGUGUACAUACGUGUAAUCUUUGUCUGAACUGAUGUUUACCAGUAAUCUUUGCUCGUGUCUUAAAUAUUUUUGAAGAAAGAUUUUGUGUGUGUGUGUGUGUGUGUGUGUGUGUGUGUGUGUGUGUGUGUGUGUGUGUGUGUGUGUGCGUGCGUGUGUGCAUAUGCAUAGUGUAAUUCUGGACUACGAUCCACUCCAGAAGUGGAAAACUGCCAUGUAGCUGGAAUAUUGCUGAGUGCAGAAGAACAAACAAAAGAAGUGGAGACAAUUCUAUCCUAGAAUUCCCAGUUACCGUGCACUGGUCAGAACAAUAUUGGAAGUUGUGAAGGACAUUUUCCUGAUCUUGGUGCUUGAAGCGUCUUCAAAAAAGAUGCAAGACUAUAUGAGAAAAGGUCUGUAGCCUGAUGGAAAUACGUCAUUAAAACGUUUGGUAACUGAGAAUAUUGUUAUACAUACAUAGUCUUCAGAAUGUAAGAAAGCUGUGAAGUAUGGUAUUGGUUGUUUUGGAUAUACUUGCUUCAUGACUGACACAGAAAACAUAAUAAACAUGCAUAUUACACUU
Haliotis rubra (blacklip abalone) is the source of this 1948-nucleotide messenger RNA. Its product is annotated as DENN domain-containing protein 10-like. Gene Ontology annotation, molecular function: guanyl-nucleotide exchange factor activity; small GTPase binding. Bases 273 to 1226 code for a protein of 317 amino acids. The record is from RefSeq and is a predicted model, not a curated record. The transcript has 8 exons. NCBI's taxonomy places the organism in Eukaryota, Metazoa, Mollusca, Gastropoda, Lepetellida, Haliotidae. Gene Ontology annotation, cellular component: late endosome. Gene Ontology annotation, biological process: protein transport; regulation of early endosome to late endosome transport.